Messenger RNA from Tetranychus urticae (two-spotted spider mite), 1550 nucleotides. Its product is annotated as saccharopine dehydrogenase-like oxidoreductase. The record is from RefSeq and is a predicted model, not a curated record. Gene Ontology annotation, biological process: glycolipid biosynthetic process. Lineage: Eukaryota; Metazoa; Arthropoda; Arachnida; Trombidiformes; Tetranychidae. Gene Ontology annotation, cellular component: plasma membrane; lipid droplet; mitochondrion.
CAAAAUUUGAUCACUAGCUCAGCUGAUUCCAAAUUAACGUUAUGUUUAUUCAAUAAAAUAAAAUGAUAAAAGUAUUUUAUCAAUUCUGUUUAUCCCCAUAAAAUCUACAUUGUUCUUUCUCUGAAAAACUGUGUGUCAUUCGAAGAGUAUGGAACGAUUUAGCUUAGUUGUCUUCGGUUCUUCUGGUUAUACAGGAAUUUACGUUGUAGAAGAGAUUUUUCGUUAUUUGUUUAAAUACGGUCCAAAAUUUACUUGGGCAGUCGCUGGGCGAAAUGAAACAAAACUUCGAGCUUCUCUUUCGACGUCUCUUGAUUAUUCUGGAAUAAGGGACUAUGAUGUCAAUUCAAUUGAAGUUAUUCAGGCAGACACCAGUGACUAUGAAUCAUUGGUUAAAAUGGCUAAAAGAGCUAAAAUUUUGGUUAGCUGUGUUGGACCUUAUCGAAGUUUCGGUGAACCAGUCGUUAAAGCUUGUAUUGAAAGUAAAACUGAUUAUAUCGAUUUUUGUGGUGAACCUCAGUUUUUAGAAGAGAUUCAACUUAGAUACUAUGAUAUCGCUCGUGAAAGAAAUCUGUAUAUACUUCCAUCCUGUGGAUUUGACAGUUUACCCUGUGAUGUUGGUGUUGAAUUCACUAAAUCAAAAUUUCCCGGAACUUUAGAUACUGUGGAAACUUUUCUAUCAGGAAGUUUUAAAAAAGGAUUGAAAGCAAAUUCAGCUACUUGGGAUUGCAUCAUUGAAGGUUUCCAUCAUUCACAUGAAUUAAGACCUCUCCGACGUAAGCUAUUUCCUGAAGUUUUUGGUAACAUUCGACAAUUUAAAACACGCUACCCGAUAGCAAGAAAAUUUCUGUAUCGCGAUGGAGACGGAAAAUUAUACAUACCUUUCCUUGGUAGUGAUCGUUCAGUUGUAAAACGAUCUCAACUACAUUCCUACAAUUUCUUUAAAGAACGACCUGUUCAGAUGGAAGCAUAUACCUACAUGCCUCUUAAAGCUGUCUUUCAAGCUCUCAUCUCUGUCGCUCUUUUCAUGAUUCUGGUUCCUUUUAAAUUUGGUCGUAAACUUCUCCAUGACUAUCCGCGUUUCUUCACUUGGGGACUAUUUCUUCGAGGUGGUCCAUCUAGAGAAGAAGUACUCAGUUCUUCAUUCGAGAUAAUUCUUAAAGGCCGAGGGUGGAAAGAAAAAAUUGCCGAUCCUCUUGAACAACCCACAAGACCUCCAGAUGGUGAAAUAGUGACCAGAAUCACAGGUCCUAAUCCUGGAUAUCCUACAGCAGCUAUUUCAGCAUUAUUUGCUGGUGUUACAUUGCUCGAAGAACGUGACAAGCUACCUGGAAGUGGAGGUGUUCUUACUCCCGGAGUUGCUUUCGCCAAAACAUCAAUUGUUGACCGGUUAAAUGAAAAUGGAAUAAAAUUUGAAGUUAUAUCUGUUUCCUAAGUUGAAAAGCUUAGUUAAAUAGAUAAUUAUGGUUACAAUUUAAUAAUAAUAUUCUAAAAUUCAAUAUUCAAUCAUAUUUUUUGUCUAUGCCAAAUAUAUCCUUAACCCUGCACCAUUA